Molecule: messenger RNA, 1163 nt
Organism: Ananas comosus (pineapple)
Lineage: Eukaryota; Viridiplantae; Streptophyta; Magnoliopsida; Poales; Bromeliaceae
Product: xyloglucan endotransglucosylase/hydrolase protein 24-like
Exons: 3
Coding region: 100-957 (285 amino acids)
Biological process (GO): cell wall biogenesis; xyloglucan metabolic process
Cellular component (GO): apoplast; cell wall
Molecular function (GO): hydrolase activity, hydrolyzing O-glycosyl compounds; xyloglucan:xyloglucosyl transferase activity
Source: RefSeq, a predicted model, not a curated record
UCCUCACCAUAUAACUACACCCAAUUCUCCUCUCUCACUCUCUCUCUCGUUCUCAGUGAUCAUCACACUUAAGUUGGUUCCUCUCUCUCUCUUACGACAAUGGCAAUCUCUUUUGGUGCUAAACUUUGGCUGCUGCACGUUCUGCUCUCCUUCGUCGGUCCGGUUUUCGCCGGAAACUUCUACCGAGACGUAGACAUUACCUGGGGGGACGGUCGUGCCAGCGUCGCCGACGGCGGGCAAGUCCUCGCCCUUUCGCUCGACAAGUUCUCGGGCUCGGGGUUUCAGUCGAAGGACGAGUACCAGUUCGGUCGGAUCGACGUGCAGCUCAAGCUCGUCCCGGGGAACUCCGCGGGCACCGUCGCCACCCUCUACAUGUCGUCGCAGGGCGCGGAUCACGACGAGAUCGACUUCGAGUUCCUCGGGAACCUCACGGGGGAGCCUUAUACCCUGCACACCAAUGUGUUUGCUCAGGGGAAGGGAAACAGGGAGCAGCAGUUCCAUCUCUGGUUUGAUCCAGCUGCAGAUUUUCACACCUAUUCCAUUGUGUGGAAUCCGCAACACAUCAUAUUCUCGGUCGACGGCACGCCGAUCCGCGACUUCAAGAACCACGAGGCGGCCGGGGUGCCCUUCCCGACCAGCCAGCCGAUGAGGGUGUACGGCAGCUUGUGGGACGCCGAGGACUGGGCGACGCAGGGCGGGCGCGUCAAGACCGACUGGUCGCAGGCGCCGUUCGCCGUCUCCUACAAAAACUACAAUGCCGACGCCUGCGUCCCCUCCUCCUCCUCUUCGUCGUCGUGCGGGGCGGCUUCGUCGAGCAUCAGUUGGUACAACCAAGAGCUCGACUCCGCGGAGCAGGGGAGGAUGAAGUGGGUGCAGGAUAACUACAUGAUCUACGACUACUGCAAGGAUGUCGAGAGGUUCCCGCAGGGGAUGCCGGCGGAGUGCUCGCUGCCGUAGAAGAUCUUCGAACAGAUGUUUGUGUAUUUUGAUGCACUGCAAAAUGAUGAUUCUUUUAUUUGUUCAUAGUAUUUAUGGGAUUUAGGAUUACAAAUUAAAUUCAUUUGGUUUAUCGUAUUGAUAGAACAGAUCAUCUGUAACCGUCAUACUCAGGGUGUAUAAUGCAAAAGAAUUUGUUUAGAUUUUUUAGCAUUGGAACCAUAAUC